Linepithema humile (Argentine ant) is the source of this 4646-nucleotide messenger RNA. The record is from RefSeq and is a predicted model, not a curated record. NCBI's taxonomy places the organism in Eukaryota, Metazoa, Arthropoda, Insecta, Hymenoptera, Formicidae.
GAAGUGAGCGUCGGGCUUCGACUCUCGAGGAGUCGCCGCGGGUGGAGAACCCGGGGAGCUAAGAGCUGACGACGCGUCCAGGAUGAUCUGGUAGAGAAGCGGACAACCCCCUCGUUCGAGAGCGCGAGAAAUGGCGUGCGGCAUAUCGGUCGACACGACCGCCACGAGCACGGUGCUUCUUCUCCUGGUUCUGCUUCAGGCAGCACUGGUCUGGGAAGAAGUGCGCGGCGCUCCGGUGAAGAAGAGCGACAUACUCGCCGGCACGGAAUUCUUAUCAGUCUUCAUAAACGGUGCCAUGGCAUCGCCGCCGCAGCGACGUCGGGGCUUCCUCCGACGCGGUCAUCAUGCAGCCUCGUCGGCGGGCGACAGCGCGACCGCCGAGUCGCAUCAGAACGAAGCGUCGAUCUAUCGAAUAUCUCGAAAUCCAGCCGCUGGCCGGCCGAUCUCGGUCUCGAGACCACAGACGAACGGUCGCGAAGAGGUACGUUUUUAUCCCAUAAGUCAGAAAACGCUGGAGAACCGGCAGCAAAAUCUAGCGUCGUUGAUCGAUGAUCUGAGCACACCGGGCGGCAUAAACUCGGCGCGUCUGACGCCGUCGAGCGUCGCGGCGACAACGACGACGACUACGACGAUGACGAGUGCACCGCCGCCAGUCAACCGUAAUCGAAUAAUCUCUAAAUCGAACGGGACUAAUGUCUCUGUCGCCAUCGGCAGAGGCGUCAGUCGACAGAAGGUGAUCGGUGUCAGCGUCACGUCCACGGUCGAGGCUACGCCGUACAAAGUGCGUGUUGAGCAUUACGACAACGCUGAUGCCGCGGUAGUAACGCGACCGCCAAGUUUGGAGUCAUCGGCGAACAAAGAAAUUGCUAGGGAACCAGCUAGAGAAUCGUCUGGAAGCACGCCGAGGGAGAUGAAUAAACCGUCGACAUCAUCGCCGUCAUCCACGACGACGACAACGACGACCACGACGACGACCACGACGACGACGAUGAUGACAACGCCGCCGCCGGCCGGAUUCGUCACGGAAGACCUCAGCAACAUCGUCUCGGAAUCGAACAGAAGCGAGUUCUCCGUCGACGAGGAUUCGCCGAGGACCAGUUGGCGCGAUCGCGUCACUAUGACACCGCGAAUUCAGCAGGUUCCCGCGUUCACGGAGAAUCAUCGGGACGAGAUCAACGAUACCACGCGUAUUGUCGACGUUGACGCGAUCACUCCGACGGAGGAGAAUUACGAGCUGCCGGUGGUGAACUCGGAGCCGCGCGAAUUAAACGAGGAGCUGCCGGAGGUGUCGUCAGAUCGGCUUCAGGGACGCAAGAUGGGACGUCACUACGACGCGUCGCUCUACGAUCGCUCGGGCUCGAAGGUGUACGGUCAGUCGUCCAAGAUAUACAAACCUGCGCAUACAUACAAUGAACCCGCCAAGGUGUACAGCGAACCGGCUAAGGUUUACAGUGAGCCCGAGCGAGUGUAUGGAGAACCUGCUAAAGUGUACAGUGAGCCUGCCAAGGUCUACAGCGAGCCGGCCAAGGUUUACAGCGAACCUGCUAAAGUCUACAGCGAACCUGCCAAGGUCUACGGUGAGCCAGAGAAGGUUUACUCCGAACCAUCCAAAAUCUACUCGGAACCGGCCAAGAUCUACUCGGAGCCGGCCAAGAUCUACUCGCAACCGGCCAAGGUGUACGGCGAGCCUAGCAAAGUGUACGAUUCCGAAGGUCAACCGAUCGAUCGUCACCAGCAGCAAGGUGAACCCGACGAGCAGAACUACGAGGUCGACGAAUCGGUCAGCGUCGGCAGCAACGGUAACGUUCACGGGCCGCAAUUGGUCGUCACGGAAGAAGCGCCGGGUGCGUCCGAGGUUGAAGACGGUCACAAGGUCGGCUACGUGGUCGAGGGCAGGAACUACAGGAAGUAUAGAGUCGAGGAGAGAACGCCGGACGGCUUCAUCGUAGGCGAAUACGGCGUCGUUAGUCACGACGACGGCUCGCUGCGUGGCGUCAGGUACACCGCCGACGGUACCAUCAAUCCUCAACUCAUCUACGACGCUCUGAUGAAGUUCCUCGCUCUGUGAGCGCCGCAACAACGAGCGGAAGGAAACGAGAGGAAGGAGGACGAAUCGACAAAUCGUCGCGAAACACCACGAAGAUCGCGCAUCACUGACGGACUGAUUUUCUUAUCCUACGAAAAAUUUACAAUUGUGUGCACAAUAUUUCUAUUCUAGCUAGAUUUUUCAACGUUAGCAAUGUCUGCCAAUGCUGGCAGAAAGAAAUACUACGAAUCAAAUACUACGAAAGCUAGCCUGUCCUUUUUCAGGAAGAAUCGAUUACAUGACAAGAAACGGCAAAUCAGCGAAUUGCGGAUUAAUUCGGGGUGGCUUCGACGACGUCGUCGACGAGACGAACACGACUGAUUCUUUUGCUCUUGCCAACUCAACUGCCUCAACAAUUAAUUUUAAGGACGACAUUUAGGAUCUAAGGAAGAGCCCGCUGCGUGUCCUACCAAGGUGACCCGUGCGCGCCGCCGAUUUGUGUCCGAUCCCGAGGACCGAAAGGUCGUCCGAGAUCGACGCACGAAAGUUGAAUCUCGAUGCACAGUCAUUGCGAAACGCUGACAGAUGAAAGUUACUCUUUGGGUGGCGAAAGUACGAACUUUUGUGUGUAGUGCUGCUCGAUGGCCUUUGAUGAUUGUGGCAACCGAUCGAAGUGGUUGUCAAAUGUUUUUCUUCCGGGCUAUUCGCAAAGCUCUCGAAGCGAGAACAGGACUAUUAAAAUAUUUUAGUGCGCAAGAGAGCCUGCACUUGACGAUAUGCAUCAGCUCAGAUUACUUCCAAUUGUAAUAUUAACAAUGUCAAAGUCGGUAACUUUGUAUCUCUAAAAUUUAUACGAUCUUCUACACGGUAUUUAUAUUGGUUUUUGCCUGAAAGCAUCAUAAAAAAUGUAUAGUCAUCGUAAAAUUAUUAUAAUUAUGAGAUACGCAUGAAAAACCAUGUGAGCCUUUUAAUUAGAUUUAGAAAUAUAGUGAAAUACGAAAUGUUAAAGAAAGAUCUAAUCUCAAUACAACUAUUAACACAAACUCGAUUUUAAAUUUACGCUGGCAAUAAUUUCCGCGCGUGUACGUAGUCUUCUCAACUGAAUAUCUCAAAUAACAAGAAUCUGUACCCGCCUUUAUAUUUUCGGUGACGAUGUAUCCGCAACAGACCCUCGAUCUUUGAUCUCUGAUCUUUGAUCUCUUGUAAGAAAAUCUUGGGUCGAGCUCAGAGCCGCAAAGAUUCAGACCGAACGAAAUAUUUUAGCUGAAGCAAUAGAAUUUUUUAACAUGUCAAGCACGUUUUGUGUGAAAAGAACUCAUAUUGCAACACGGAAAUAAUCUACGGCGCAAAUCGGUUAUCUUUCUAUUAAUUUUUUUGAACGAUAAAUCGAAACGCUGGAGAUGGUUGAUUGAUCGACACGAUCUCGUGCGAAUUGAAAGUAAAUCUUUUUUAUACAUUAGAUAGAUGCUAUUAAUGGCAAGAGACCUAUAUCUAUCAGAGAUUAAUUUAAUCGCCGAAGGGGAUCUAACGAAUUACUCCCUAAUGAUGUCAAAAUUAACGCUAGAACACUUAGAUUUUUCAAACUUACCGCCUUUAACGCUUAAAAAAACGACUCAAUUUAUUCUCAUACUUUACACAUUCAAUAUUAUUUCCUGCCGAAUCAUAUGCAGUAUGAUGAUUCCCAUUUCGAAAUUUAUCCAAGUUUCUUAUAAUUUCGAUAACAUCUAAAGAAAAUAUAUUAGUGCAGGAUUGAUAAAUGAAUCGAAUGCAUCUAAGUGUUUUAGAGUUAAUUUUAGAAUUAACAGCCUCCGAAAUCAUUGACUGAAUAUUCCCUUCGUGUGCAUCGCCGUCACGCUUCUGCGAUGAAGAGGUAAACGAGGAUGUUGCAGCUGCCAGGGCCCUUAUUCGAAAAUGAUUCGACGGUCCUCCGAUUUUAUCAAUGGGGGCCCCGCAGCAGCGAUGGACGAACCGACUUGUCGCGGCAGCGUUUCUGCGCGUCUACUAGUUUUAAGCUCCCCUAGAUAUUAAGACUGUCCCACAUCAAAGGAAAUAUCUCAAUCAGCGAGAAAGCCUCGUUUUUUUUUCCGUAGCAAUUAUAUUACCUAGUGUAUAAAACUAGCUCGUUUUCUUCUUAUUACCUCAGUCCUUUGAGAUAGUUCCUCUCGCCAUGCAAUAUCGAGCGAGCAUCCUAAGCGCGAGUAACGCUUCGCCAAACUAGCGAGAAGUAUCUACGGGAUGUUCCAGAAUUAUCGUUUCUCUCAUAAACGAGCAAUUACGGUAAAGUCAAUUACGAAUUGAACAAUGAAUAAAUAAAUUCACAAAUAAAAGUGGUGGUUUUAGUUCCUGGACAUUCCAGAUAUCUCUCGCGUAUUGCUCACGUUCGUAGACUAAGUAAUGUCUUGAUUAUUCUGCUUUACUCGCCCGUAUAUGUACACUUCUAAAGCAAUCCGAUAUGUUACAGACGGUAUCUCUAAGAACUUCCUCACAUGUAAGGCAUGCAAUUUAGAUAAUAUUUACUAUUAAAAUAUUAUGUAUAGUACGCUCUGUGCAGCCGUCGCCAUUUUUCAACAACAAUUUUGUAAUAAAUUGAUUGCCAUGAAAAUAACAUCCCAAUUAUUUU